AAAUAAUUCAUUAUAAAACUCACGUAACAUGGAUAAAAUUGUUGGUAUUUACUUACCGCUGCCUAUUUUUUAAUCAAUUACAAUAAUAAUUAGAUACUAUUAUCAGUGAUGACCGAACACUAUUGAGUUAAUUCGUUUACUUUAUCUCAGUACUAAUCGUACCUGGAAUUACGCAACUGUGUUUAUGUUCUAAAUAUAAAUUUGCCGGUAUCCUUCUAGAGAGGACAAGGUGCAGUGUCCUCGGUUGUAGUGGAUAGUGGAUACAUAGUGUUUUAAAUUCACAAAAUGCCUUACUUGCGAGUAAUUGGUUCUAUAUUGCUGCCAAAUAUGGGGGGUUGGGUGAGCACUAUUACUAUGAUUGGACAAGUUAAGAGACCAGAUGGUAAGGCUUGGUACCAGGUGAUCAAGAAACCAACUUGGACUCCUCCUGCAUGGGUGUUUGGACCGGCGUGGACUGUUUUAUAUAGCACCAUGGGAUACGCGUCGUACGUGAUCUACAAGGAUUGUGGGGGUUUUACAAAAAAAUCAAUGGUUCCGUUAGCGUUGUAUGGAGGUCAGCUCGUUCUAAACUGGACGUGGACGCCAGUAUUCUUCGGAUUACAUAAAAUUGGACUGGGGUUGCUCCACAUGGCCGCAUUAGACGUCUCAGUGGUCGCUUGCGCAGCCAGUUUCUACCAGAUCAACCCUAGGGCGUCAUUGUUAAUGGUGCCUUAUAUGGCGUGGCUCUCGUUUGCCACAUGUCUCAACUAUUCCAUAUGGAAACUGAACAGGGAUGAUGAAAAAGUUAAUUAAACAAUAUUUAUCACAAGAUAUAACGUAAAUACAUUUUCUUGCAUUUAUGUGUUAUAAUAUCGCUUAUUUUUAAUUACAAAUCUAUUUUUGAUCGAAAAA
Messenger RNA from Manduca sexta (tobacco hornworm), 891 nucleotides. Its product is annotated as translocator protein. The transcript has 5 exons. Gene Ontology annotation, cellular component: mitochondrial outer membrane. Lineage: Eukaryota; Metazoa; Arthropoda; Insecta; Lepidoptera; Sphingidae. The coding region runs from base 286 to 792 and encodes 168 amino acids. The record is from RefSeq and is a predicted model, not a curated record.